Messenger RNA from Cokeromyces recurvatus, 1295 nucleotides. Its product is annotated as kinase-like domain-containing protein. The coding region runs from base 16 to 1107 and encodes 363 amino acids. The transcript is spliced from 6 exons. Lineage: Eukaryota; Fungi; Mucoromycota; Mucoromycetes; Mucorales; Mucoraceae. Gene Ontology annotation, biological process: protein phosphorylation; regulation of mitotic cell cycle. Gene Ontology annotation, molecular function: cyclin-dependent protein serine/threonine kinase activity; ATP binding. Gene Ontology annotation, cellular component: nucleus. The record is from RefSeq and is a predicted model, not a curated record.
UUUUUUUUUAAAUCAAUGACAGAAUCACCAAAAAUAAACAAAAACAUUCAUUUUACAACAGUAAAAGGAACUCGCAUUGAUUGUAAAGAAGGAUCGUUUUAUGGUAAUUGUAGAGAUGUUGAAGAUUUCGAAAAGUUAAAUCGUGUAGGAGAAGGCACUUAUGGUGUAGUCUAUCGUGUUAAGGAUACAAAAACAAAGCAAAUUGUAGCAUUGAAAAAGAUAAGAAUGGAACGUGAAACAGACGGUAUGCCAAUAUCGAGUCUAAGAGAGAUUAGUAUUUUAAAACGUAUGAAACAUCAAAACAUCGUUAAUGUGAUCGAUGUAGCGGUUGGACCACGUUUAGAAUCUAUUUUCUUGGUUAUGGAAUAUUGUGAGCAAGAUCUGGGUAGUUUACUUGACACAGUAUCAACACCUUAUACUCCUUCUGAAAUUAAAUGUUUAAUGUUGCAAUUACUUCGAGGAUUAGAGUAUUGUCAUAGUCAUUCCAUCAUUCAUAGAGAUUUAAAAAUGUCGAAUUUAUUAUUGACUUCAACAGGCUUAUUAAAAAUAGCUGAUUUUGGAUUAGCUAGAACAUUAAGUUUACCAGGAAAAACAAUGACACCCAAUGUAGUGACUUUAUGGUAUAGAGCACCUGAAGUAUUAUUUGGCGAUAUCAACUAUACAACAGCUAUUGAUUUAUGGUCAGCAGGAUGUAUCAUGGGAGAAUUAAUGCAACAUAAACCAUUAUUACCAGGAAAUACAGAACAGGCACAAUUAGAUUUGAUUGUCAAAUUACUAGGCUCUCCUAAUGAUACCAUUUGGCCUGGAUUCAGUAAAUUACCUGGCAUAAAACUACUUGAAUUACCAAAACAAAGCUAUAGCAAUUUAAAAGAAGUGUUUCCAAGAUAUAGCGAACAAACAUUAAACUUAAUAGCUGGUUUGCUUACAUAUAAUCCAAAAUCAAGAUUGACUGUUAAACAAGCUUUAAAUCAUCCUUAUUUUCAAGAAGCUCCUCGAGCACAAGAUCCAUCACUUUUGCCCACAUAUCCUGAAGUUCGUAAUCAAUUAGCAGAAAAAGAAAAGAGGCAAGUGAUAGAUGAAUCCAUUUUAUAUAAUAAGAGUCAUUAAUAGUUUAAUAUUAUAGAAGACAAGCUCAUGAACAAGAAAGAAAGAGAAGAAUAGCAAUGAAAGAAGCUAAUGAAGGAUCGUAUAACAAGAGAAGAAAAUAGCCAUUUUUCUUAUAAAUGUAAAAUAAAUAGAUUUCAACGAACUAAAUAGGCUUUCUGAAUUUUAAUUGGUUUUUCUCUUUUUUUUUU